Scleropages formosus (Asian bonytongue) is the source of this 3522-nucleotide messenger RNA. RefSeq names its product SWI/SNF related BAF chromatin remodeling complex subunit D2 (gene smarcd2). The transcript has 13 exons. Bases 345 to 1877 code for a protein of 510 amino acids. Lineage: Eukaryota; Metazoa; Chordata; Actinopteri; Osteoglossiformes; Osteoglossidae. The record is from RefSeq and is a predicted model, not a curated record.
AGACAUUGGUCAGGCUGCACACUCAACAUCUGUGUGUGUGUGCGCGCGCCUGCCUGCCUGCCAUCCGAGGCGCACACAGGGGUUCGAGCAGAGUCAUGGGCUCGCGGGGCGCGGCGAGGCACGCGGCUGCCUCCCUUUGCUCGCAAAGCGAGGGAGCGCGCGUUCGCUGAGAGAAGAGCGCGACACAAAACAAGUGCGGAGUCGGGCGCGCGCGGAUACGCGUCUGAUGCGUUUCGAAAGGUGACGCGAGACGGGCUUCGCUCGCGCUGUCGACACGCUCGUUUUAGGUUUUUAUCCAUCAUCUCGCUCCUUUUUUUUUUUUUUUUUUGUUUUAUUUUUUGUUAAUGUCCUCGAGAGGGGGUUACCCGGGGAGCGCCGCGAGCCCGGUGAACCCCGCGGCGAGCCCGGCCCUUAACCCCAUGAGCGCCGGACUCGGAGGCGCGCUGAGGAUGCCCUCGGCCAUGCAGCACGGCGGCGCGGGCUUCCGGUCCAUGAGCGGAGGCGCUCCGCAGUAUCACCAGCGCCCUGGCAUGCCCCCCAACCGAGGGUUGCCCGUGGGAAGCAUGGGGGCGAUGGGAGGACCCGUCCCGGGGCCUUCGUAUGGCUCCGGCAUGCCCAUGCGGCCCGGGAUGCCGCAGGCUGCCAUGGACUCUGCUCGGAAGCGGUUCCUCCAGCAGCAGCAGCAGCAACAGCAGGCUAUGAGUGGCCAAAGACGUGGGAUGAAAAGGCGUAAAAUGGCAGACAAGGUGCUUCCACAGAGGAUUCGAGACCUGGUGCCUGAAUCCCAGGCAUACAUGGACCUGCUGGCCUUCGAAAGGAAGCUGGACCAGACCAUCGCCCGCAAGCGCAUGGAGAUCCAGGAGGCCAUUAAAAAACCAAUAACGCAAAAGCGCAAGCUGCGCAUCUACAUCUCUAACACCUAUUCGCCCGGAAAGCCCGAGGGUGAGGAAGCUGAGAAGGUGGCCUCCUGGGAGCUGAGGGUCGAGGGCAAGCUGCUGGAAGAUCCCGGGAAGCAUAAAAGGAAGUUCUCGUCCUUCUUCAAAAGCUUGGUCAUUGAGCUGGACAAGGAGCUAUACGGGCCAGACAACCACCUCGUUGAGUGGCACAGAAUGCCCACCACCCAGGAGACGGACGGGUUCCAGGUGAAGCGUCCAGGCGACGUGAGCGUGAAGUGCACCCUGCUCCUCAUGCUGGACCACCAGCCUCCGCAGUACAAGCUGGACCCACGCUUGGCUCGCCUGCUGGGGGUCCACACGCAGACCCGCACCAGCAUCAUGCAGGCACUCUGGCUGUACAUCAAGAACAACAAGCUCCAGGACAGCCACGAGAAGGAGUACAUCAACUGCAACCGAUACUUCCGACAGAUCUUUGGUUGCACCCGCAUGAGGUUCUCCGAGAUCCCGAUGAAGCUCGCUAGCCUGCUGCAGCAUCCGGACCCCAUCGUCAUCAACCACGUCAUCAGCGUGGACCCCAAUGAUCAGAAGAAGACGGCCUGCUAUGACAUUGAUGUGGAGGUGGAUGACCCUUUGAAGGGCCAGAUGAACAGCUUCCUGUCCUCCACAACGAACCAGCAGGAGAUCGCAGCCUUGGAAAUGAAGAUCCAUGAGACGAUCGAGUCUAUCAAUCAGCUGAAGACCCAGAGGGAUUUCAUGCUCAGCUUCAGCAACAGUCCCCAGGAGUUCAUCCAGGACUGGCUCAAGUCCCAGUGCAGGGAUCUGAAGCUCAUGACCGACACGGUCGGAAAUCCGGAGGUGGAAAGAUGCUCAGAGUUCUACCAGGCGCCCUGGGUUCCAGAAGCUGUGGGCCGUUACAUCUUUUCCAAGGUGCAGCAGAGGAGACAGGAGCUGGAGCAGGUCCUAGGCAUUCGACUGACUUGAGGUCUCGGUCCCAGGCAGACCCUCCUCCAGCCACGGCCCUCGUUCCUCCCAGGGGUCGGGGUCACCUAGCGCUCCUGGGCCAGAGUCUCCCUUGGCCUCGGCACAGUGGAAAACUGGAUGUGGAAGUUGGAAAUUCUGCAGUCAGACGGCCAAACUGGAAUCAUUCCCAUUCUACUGUUGUAAUUCAUUCAUCCCUCUGCUAUUUCAUUCUUUCAUCCAUUCACUGUUUUCUUCUCUAAGUGAAAUGUAUCUGCAGUUUAACGUGCUGAAGUAUUACUAAGGUUAAAAAAGAAAAAGAAAACCUGCAAAAAAUUUUCUGGUUCAGUAAUAUUUUGGUAUGAAACAAACAGUUUUCCUUCAUUUUUUUUCUUUAUUGCACUCUUUUUGCCUAUUUUGAUGUGACGGAGUGGAAGUGCGCACUUUGGAGCAUCUCGAUUCUCUACAAUAGAACAUAGAUAGAAUUUCCAUUUUUGACGUAGUUUCUUCUUUGCUGUGCCAGGUAUUAUGAUAUAUGCAAUUUAUUUUUCUAUAAUUUUGGAGCAUAGCCAUUGCUUAAGCUGUUUCGGUGCUCGUGCAGUAUUAGUGUCAUUCUGUGAUGGACGUAAAGGCGCUGUCUUCCCUUUUUUUGUAAAUAUGACAUUUGCUGAAGCCUGAAAAAGAUUUGGCCCACUUGGACAUUUGUCCUGACUGGUUCCAGAACUCAAGCUUGAUGUUACUCUCAGGAACCCCGUGUGAUGCGGCGUGGCUCUCGGCCCGACGGAUGACGCUGUCCCCCUGCCAGGGAGAUGCACUCCGCAGGCUAGCUGUUCUCGUUCAGGACGUUUUACCGUGCUUGAGUGUUUACGGUCCAUUUGUUCUUGCGAGGGUGUUGCGCUGUUAGGAAGCCGAAGGAGAGGGGACUCGGAGUCUCUGUCCGGAGACUUUGACACGUGAAAUGUAACAUUGCUCCGGUAGGAAUCCAAGCCAUAGGUGGGGUGGAGGCGUCUCUCGCUCGGCAGGCAGCACGGUCGCAGUGCUCGGUCCUCUUCGAGUCCCGCAUCGCGCUGCAGGCCGCAAAGAUCGACUCUUGAUAAACAUUCCAGUAUCGCAGACGGUGUUUGUUUACAUGUGCUUGUAACUGCUGCGUGGGCUCGUCUAUGGGGUGAAGAUGUACUUUUUUUUUUUUUUUUUUUGUAAUGCAACAUGUGGUAAAGUUACUUCUUACUGGGUGAUUUAAUUUUUUAGGGGUUUAGGGUUUCCUUUUAAUUUUCCAAUCUUUGUUAAAUUCUGAAAAAUAUGUUUUCACAUUUUGCAGCCUAUUUGCAAAGUGUGAACAGGAGAGCUGUUGUUCCCCACGUGCCUAUAGAAUUCCCGCACUGUUCAUGAUCCUGACUCGGUAAUAAACAGUGGGCACCGUUGCAGGAAACUUGACCUGAGCAGCACUGCUAUACGUUUUUCAAAAAAAUAAAUAAAUAAAAUCAAGGUGUGGUGGCGGGUUGUGCUGACCUUGUCUGUGUUUAGUUUUAUACGUCGUAUAGCAGAACUGUGGUGCUUUAUUUUAUUCAGGAAAAAAAAAGUGAUUUGUGCACCAUUUGAAUUUUAUAACCUUUUAUACAUAUGUAUUUUUGGAUUACUUUGGUACAUUUAUAAAAUAAAGGUGCUUGCA